Molecule: messenger RNA, 495 nt
Organism: Auanema sp. JU1783
Lineage: Eukaryota; Metazoa; Nematoda; Chromadorea; Rhabditida; Rhabditidae
Source: the annotation of a GenBank genome assembly
AUGGAUAAGAACAAGCAUGAUUUCAGAAACAACUAUCAGAACGUAACUAUAGAAAUAGACUCUGAUGACGAAAAUGAGUCUGAUGAGCUUCUUCACAUACCUGGUUUGUCGAUUCCCAUCAAGUUUGGAGUAAAAUAUAACUUAUCUCAUGUUGAGUUUGAAGUUUCGGACAUCUAUGAACUCUGUGAUUUAACGGUAGAGUCUAUGGAAAUCUUAUCUGGGCAUUUGAAUAUGAAAGCUUAUGGCUCUAUGAAAAAUUGGGAAUACGUGGCUUGCUCGUAUGGAAUGAGCAGUGAUUCCAUAAUGAUGAUGCAAAGAGAUUAUAACCCUUUCGAGCUGUUAUGUAAAAAAUUCCCCAGGAAGAACUUGAAAGAGUUCAUAGGCUUGCUGCAAACAAUGAAUAGAAUUGAUACUCUUUAUUCUUUAAAAAAAAUAUUCGACGCAUCGCUGCUCUGUAAAACUGACAAGUUCGGUAGGUUCUACAACACCAAGUAA